CAGAAUAACGGACGCAACAAGAGCGGUCGCGGUCACGUCCGCUUCGUGCGCUGCUCCAACUGCGCACGAGCAACACCAAAGGACAAGGCCAUCAAACGUUUCACAGUCCGUAACAUGGUCGAAUCAGCCGCCAUUCGUGAUAUUUCCGACGCAAGUGUUUACAACGAAUACGCUUUGCCCAAAUUGUACAUCAAAUUGGUCUACUGCGUUUCAUGUGCUAUUCACGCUCACGUCGUUCGUGUUAGAUCUGCUGAAGGUCGUCGUAACCGUGCUCCACCAGUACGUGUUCGUUACAACAAAGAUGGUAAGAAGAUCAACCCUGCCGUCUCUGCUAUGCAAAACGCUGGUGUCGGACCACAAGCUGGAGGAGCACCUGCUCCCACUGUCCGUGUCUAA
Meira miltonrushii is the source of this 396-nucleotide messenger RNA. Its product is annotated as putative 40S ribosomal protein S26. The transcript has a single exon. The annotation marks the transcript as partial. Gene Ontology annotation, molecular function: mRNA binding; structural constituent of ribosome. The record is from RefSeq and is a predicted model, not a curated record. Gene Ontology annotation, cellular component: cytosolic small ribosomal subunit; ribosome. Lineage: Eukaryota; Fungi; Basidiomycota; Exobasidiomycetes; Exobasidiales; Brachybasidiaceae. Gene Ontology annotation, biological process: translation.